GUUGCAUUAAACGUGCACAACGCCAAGAGAUGCACAAGCAUCGCUUCCGGUUCGUGUCGGUGAUUUGGAUCGGUCAUGAUUGCGAGAUACAUAUGAUUGCAUCCUGUGCAAGGUCUUGUGUUGAGAGAUUGUUGCACUUCUGAUCGUCCAGACCUAAACAAAAGGGACGAACGAGAACAAGGACGAGACUAAGAGUGAGGAGGACUGACCGUUGAAGCGGCGUGCCCAGUCGACUGAAGCCCCAUGUGAUGGCUUAAAUCAUCUCUUUGUCCGUUAUCGACACUUGGAAAAUGGAGGUGAGGAAAUGAAGCCCGAUGGACUGGAACUGUGGAGGAGCAACUUCACUGACAAGCAAGCGAGUUCCGGAGCCAUGCGAUGGUGGUGGCUCUACAUACAGACGGAAUGGAUGCUGCGUGACGAUAUCUGACAACGUCUUGUAAUGACUGCAGUGAGACAAAGACCUAUUGAUCGAUGAACUGCAAGUAUUAAUUCGUUGACUUGAUUGAUCGGAAAGCGCACGAAAAGCAACUAAAGCGACCUGAUUCUCAUUCGCAUUGCCGCAGUUGCUCUUCUGUUAAGCUCCAUCCCUCCAAUCCCCAGCCAGCAACCUGCCACCCUCUCUGUCUAGACUGUCUCAAAGCACAAGCCGCAGAGCUAGCCUAGCGGAUCGGAGUGGACCCGGCCCAAGCCUGGCCCAAAGGAAAAAAAAGCGCAGCUCACUUGAGGACUGACUGCCAUGCCAUGCCUUGCCCUACCCUGACCUAUCCACUUUGACAGCUCUCUCUCGAGGCCGCUUGCUAGGAGAAGUAAGUUGCUCGAUCGCAGUUAUGACUAACGACGAACACUAUUGCAGUUUCGACUUCAGAUGAACAUCAACGUCACUGAGGUUCUAGCUUAGCGUGCCUUACCUUCCCUCGAGCUCAGAUGGGUUCCAUUGCGUUCCCCUUGCCUUGCAUUGUUUGCAUCGCAACGUGGGUGACGAAGUGGAGGGCGGUGGGGGCUUAUAUGAGAUAAAAACCUGAGCAUCCUGCUGAAAGAAAGAGUCGGGCUAUGUUUAUCGCAAGUGGGCGGGCGGGCGGGCGAGCUUUUUAUGCUAGAUUGGGCGGCGGUGCAUGAGAGAGACAGGAUUAGUUGAGCCCUUCCCCCCCCCCAAAUUAAAAUCGGAAAUUUGUUUGAAGACAUUUGCAUCAAGCACCUUGCGUUCUGUGGGCGGACGAUCGUUCUCGGGAAGUGAAUAGCCCCCAACUAGGAAAAGAAUUGUGACUAAGAUUAAAUUCUCAAUGCUGCUGCUGCGAGGGCAGUGUGCAAUGAGGGCAGCUGCGGCGUCUUCAUCUGAGAAGGGCAGAGUAAUUGUCAUCACGGGACCUACAGGAGUUGGCAAGAGCUCCGUUGCCAUUGCUUUGGCUCAGCGCUUGGGCGGCGAGAUUAUUAGUGCGGAUUCUGUUCAGGUUUAUAAGGGUCUUGAUGUUGGAAGCGCAAAAACACCUCCGAAGGAACGUCAGAAUGUACCUCAUCACCUCAUUGACAUCGUGUCCCCUACUGAAGAAUACAGUGCUGGAGAUUACUACGUGGAUGCAAGGGCCGCGACUGAUAUGGUGCUUGCCAAAGGACGGAUCCCUAUAGUCGUCGGCGGAACGGGGCUUUACUUACGCUGGUUCUUGAAUGGUAAGCCUGACACCCCCAAGCCCACUGCGGAACAGGCAGCUGCCAUAGAUGCCGAGAUCGCUCAACUGCAGAGUGCCGGUGGGGGUUGGGAUGCUGGUGUGAAAUAUCUGUCCGAAGCCGGUGAUCCAGAGACUGCUCACAGACUAGCACGAAAUGACUGGUACCGCCUUCGUCGAUCCCUUGAAAUUAUUAAGAUAUCCGGCCGGCCACAAAGCUCUUUCCCUCUCCCUUGGGCCAAGGACUCAUCUGUUAACGGUGGGACAGACUCUUACAUGGGUGCACUUGGUCCUGGUCAAACCUCUGAUAGCGAGAGCAUCGAGCUUGACUAUGAUUUUCAGUGUUAUUUCAUGUACACCCAACGGAUGGACCUGUACCGACGCAUCGAUCAGCGUUGUGAGGAAAUGCUUACAGAUACUGAUGGACUUCUGAGAGAAGCUUCUUGGCUCCUCGAUUUAGGAAUUUUGCCCAAUUCCAGUUCACCUUCUCGAGCUAUCGGUUACCGUCAAACUAUGGAAUACUUGACCAAAUGUAGGAUGUCGGGAGGCGUGACGUCCGUUUCACAGUUCCUUGAUUAUUUACAGGGUUUUCAAAGAGCUUCAAGGAACUAUGCCAAGAGACAGCUGACAUGGUUUCGAGGUGAAGACAUGUUUAGGCACGUUGACGCAUCGGCUCCAAGGAACGAAAUUGUAGAUUUUAUGGAGCAAGAGUACUACAGUCCGUCCAAAUCUUCAGUGCUAUCACCUCCUUCUGAAAGUCAGCAGAAGAUAUCGAACCAGAAGCAAUUAAGAGCUCUCAAAACAUAUGAAGCCCACAACAGGAUAUUUACAAAGCCAUCAGCUUGUGCGAGCAUUCUCGAAUGGAUUCAAAAGACUCAAGGAGGUUUUGAAGUUGUAAUUUGAAGUACUUUUUAGGAAAUUUUUGCCAACAUGGGUCUAAGAUAUACUUGAAACAUAUGAAAACAGAAGGAUUAAAACAGUCCUUCUACGCCAGUUGGUGUCAUUAUGAAACAAUUUUGCCGGGAGCAAUAUUCAUUCCACCUUGGAAGAAUAUUGUAAAUAAUGUACGUCGGAUCAUGAGGUUUGCAGUCAAGUCUAGCAGAGCAGUGUAGAACAAUCUUCGAAGACAAUCUAUUCUCUUCACCUUUUCGGUUCCCUAGUGUCAACAGCUGUAAUUGCAAGAUGAUGUCACUUGUGACCUGUUAUAGGUCUGUUUUGUAAAGUGAGAGUGUGACUAUCACUUGCGUCAAAAAAAUGUCUGCAGAUGAUUUACCGGACUGGGCUAUUUUGUAAGUCCUUGGAGAGGAGGCACGGAGAAACGAAAUGCCGCAAUAGUCAUUUCCAUAUGCACAACAAAGCAAUAUAUACCUUCUAUGGAUUCUUACAUACGCGGCCUCUUUGCCAUUUAAAAUAAUGCCUAUCUGAUCGUAUCUACGAUAGCACUCUUGACCUAUUGUU
Molecule: messenger RNA, 3119 nt
Organism: Marchantia polymorpha subsp. ruderalis
Lineage: Eukaryota; Viridiplantae; Streptophyta; Marchantiopsida; Marchantiales; Marchantiaceae
Source: the annotation of a GenBank genome assembly